GUUGGGGGGUGGAGGUGGCAGUAGCUAUUGGGAAGGGCACCCCAGGUAGCAGAAACAGCAACAUAGAGACCUGGAGGACAGGCUCCCAACCAGAGGUGGGUCACGAAGGGCUUUGCCAGUCAUGCCUGGGGGUGGAGCCUUCAUUCGUAGAUGUUAUUAAAGACCUUCUAGGGGGCUUUAAGUGGGGAGACACAUCGGAUUUGCAUUUUAGAAAGGUUGCUGUUUCUACACACUCUUUCACUGUAAGGAGCAAGACAAGGCCAGGAAACCAGCUGGGAGACUGCUGGAUUCAUCCAGGUGAGACAUGAUGAGACUUGAACUAGGGCAGCAACAAGAAAGAGGAAUGAAGGUUGGAGAUGGAUUUCAGAGAUACUUAAGAGGCAGAAAGGACAGGAGGCAGUGGCUGAUUUGGUGGUUUUGCCAUGUGACUUGGUUGGGCCAAUAAGAUGUUAGUAAGCAUGACUUAACCACUUAACCACUCUUGAAAAGCACUGGUACAGUUGGGUUGCUUGCUCUUGGGCCUCUGCCCUUGCCACGAGAAGAAGGUUCCGGGGACUAGACUGCCGGGCCCAGGAGAAGGAGAAGAGGCAAGUGGAGCAGAGCCACCCCAGCCAAGCACAGUACAGAGCCCCCGGAUGACUCACAGUCUCAUGAUUGAGGCCAGACAAGACCUGCUAACCCACAGGCAUCAGUCGGCCCUAUUUGGAGCCAUGUCUUCGGCCGAGCCCCUGACAGCGCUGUCCCGCUGGUACCUGUACGCCAUCCAUGGCUACUUCUGCGAGGUGAUGUUCACGGCGGCCUGGGAGUUCGUGGUGAACUUUAACUGGAAGUUCCCGGGGGUCACGAGCGUGUGGGCGCUCUUCAUCUACGGCACGUCCAUCCUCAUCGUGGAGCGCAUGUAUCUGCGCCUGCGCGGCCGCUGCCCACUGCUGGUGCGCUGCCUCAUCUACACGCUCUGGACCUACCUGUGGGAGUUCACCACCGGCUUCAUCCUGCGCCAGUUCAACGCCUGCCCCUGGGAUUACUCCCAGUUCGACUUUGACUUCAUGGGCCUCAUCACCCUGGAGUACGCCGUGCCCUGGUUCUGCGGGGCCCUCAUUGUGGAGCAAUUCAUCAUCCGCAACACUCUCCGCCUCCGCUUCGACAAGGACGCCGAGCCCGGGGAGCCCAGCGGCCCCCUGGCCCUGGCCAAUGGCCACGUCAAGACUGAUUGAGUCGGGGGCUGGUGGGCGGGGCCUUGGGGGCUCUCAUGGACCCUGUGGACAAGGGUACCAAGCUGGCGGGGCUGCCCUCUCUGUGCAGCACAAGCCCUGCCCAGUAGGGCACACACACGACCCCCAUACCCUCCACUAUGGGUGGGGGUUGGGGGCGUGCCCAGGUGUUGGGGGUGGGGUGUGGGGGCGGCAGAGGAACUUCUGGAAGGGUCUGUGGAUCUCAGCCCAGCUCAGCGGCUAGAGGCGGGAGGCCAGCGGCUAUGCACCGACUGGACUAUGUGGGUGACCUCGGAAGCACCUGUCCUGGUUAAGGCACUCAGAGAAUGGGGCAGAAGGCGGGAAGCAAGGCCUGAGGAGGCUUUGGGCUGCUGCAGCGGCCUCCUGCCUCCCUCUCACCUGGUUUAGUUGGGCUUGGCUGGUUCCAUUAGGCAAUAUUCAGGUGCUUGCUUGCAACCAAUACCUCCCCUCGGGGGCCUGCUGAGCUGCAGCCUAAGGAGAGACAGGGCAGCCUGGAGGCUGCUUGGCAGAAGUGCUGGUCUUCAAGGCCUGGGAGGCCUUCCCUUGGCUCCUCUCCCCUCCCCCAGGACCCCACACUGCUCCCUUGGCCUUCUGGGGCGCUCCCCGCUGGUGCUGGAUUCCCACCAACCUUGGGCUUUUGGAGGUUUCAAUCCCUGUGUGUUCGGUGGUGUUUCCCCCCUUUUCUCUCUUAUUUUCAAAGCCUUUACCACUAGCAGCCCCUCUAUCCUUGUCAACCACCCCACCUGCUCCCACUCCUAACUCCCUAGCCAACACAGCAGCUGCCAGAGAUAGAACCCUGAGCAGACACCUCCCUCCCUCUUGCAGCCUUCCCGCCACGAUUUCCAGUGGCCUGAUGCCUGGGAAGUUCCCCAUUAGGCCUCCCCACACCCCUGGCCAGGUAGGCUGUGGCAGUGUCUCUGGUGCUCUUCAACAUGCCACCUCCCUGCGGUGGCCCGGCUAGAAACGAGUGAGACCCCCAACACACAGGCAGGCCAGGAUGGGCCCCACAGAACCGCAGUGGGGACCUAGAGACAAAUCAGUUCAGAGUGGGGGUGGGGGCGGUAAAGGCACCCAACUGGUUUAUUUUCAAACCAAUCAGGGGCUAGAUAGCUUUCAAGGGAAUGGAGGAGCAGGUAUCCAGUGUUGGAGAGCCAUGGAGGACGAGUGAUGGAGAAAAAGAAGAGGGUCUUUGAAGCCUCCUUAGUGGGAAGGGGUCAGUUCUGGAUCUGCCAUAGCCCCAGCCCUGUAGCAAAAGCCCCUCGGGGCUACCCCCUCCCCACCCCUCCCAGAAAGGCUGACCCUCUGAGCUUGCUCCUUAAACAAUAUUAAUCCUGCCAUGCCCAUGGGCACUGUCAUCUCGGUUGCCCGCCUUCCCCCGUGACAGGUCCAUUGCUGGCAGUGGACAGGUGAAAUCCUAAUUGCAGCCCACUUCCGGCUUUGUCCCCACCCCCGAGGGGAGGGGUCCAUCAGAACGCAGCCUAUCGCCUGGUACAUGGUCUCUUCCUGACCACCUUACGACUCAUAGGUAGAAAUUAGCCUUUCCCUUUUUAUAGAACAUUAAAAGUGAUAAUACCACCCGUGGAGAGAUUCUCCUCUUCUUGCUGUGCUGCUCCACCUAGACUGUGCAGACAGCACCAGCCAGGGUACAGGCUAGGGCCAGGGGUCAGGGUAGUGGUUGCUGGGGGUGGGUGGAGUGGGGUCCCAGUUUGGGAGAAAGGCUAGGAGACUGCCUUUGGCAGGUUUGCUUUCUGCGGUUGACCUUGUCCAGUACAAGAUGAAGGGCGAUUUCCAGCCUCAAUGUCCCGGGCAGGCUCCUCAGGUCCAGGCACGAACUACAUUUUGUAGGGGUUAACCCUACCUUGAUUUUCCCCAUGGCCUCAAUUCCAAGGCUUUGGGACUUCCAGAUGCAGGCUUCCAGUGGGGAUCAAUUACUUUCCUUCUACAGGUGGAGGGCAUUCCAGAGGAAGAAUAUUGUCUGGUUCCCUGUUCCCUCUGGGUAAUUGUUUUCUUGGUUUUUUCCCCCUGCUCCAUGGUGUCUCUGUCUCCUGGACCCCAACUCCCCUCCAAGCCCCCCUGUGGGCCCUUGGACCACACCACUCACCUGUGCUCUCCUCUCCACAACAGAAUCUGGUGGUCCGCUUGUUGAUGUCUCCCAGCCGGAGGCCUCCACAAUUCUCUGCCAGAGCAAGCCCUUGGAUGGCCCGCUGGGUUUGGCUGUUCAGAUGUUGCCCUGUCCGUGCUCCCUGGCACCAUCUCUCUGGGCCAUAUAAAUGCCCAAGUACAGGAGGUCCUCAAGUAAAUCUGCCAGCCUGGCAACAUGCAGAGCAGUGUGCUUUUGCUUCAUCCAGGUGCCCCAUGGCUCCUGUAGUCCCUCGUAGGGCACAGAGCCCCCAGAAAAGGGAGGGGAUGACCUGGAGCUUGUCCACAGGAUCUGCAGGCUCAGAGCUCACCAGACGUCGCCCAGAUUGCAACUCUUGCUUUUUGGGUUUCUUCAGGGCCUCAAUCCCUUAGUGCCCAGGGACUCAAAAUUAGGAGGAAUCUCAGCCCUGCAAAGCAGGAGAUAAUCUGCUCACUGUUCAUGAACGUCUGGUGUCCUGGGCCUCCCUCCACUGGACAUGACAGUGUCUCUGAGUCACAGGUCACCACGUGCUGCCCUGCAUGAUUGAAUCGCUUCUGAUGUCUGCUAGGCAUCCUGUCCCUUAUACCCUGUCCCCUCUGAUGCCAGUGAGUCACAAUGGCCUAUGCUUAUUCACAGCAAUAAUACCUAGGGAGUGUCCAUGGAGUCCUUUUGUCCUGGUCCCUCGCUUUCUGCAUGGGUCUCCUGGGGAGGCAGCCACUGAGUGGAUCAGUUUGUGAGAACCUGUUUUUAUGAAGCUCUGGGCUAAGCAGAUGUCAUCACAGGGGAUGCAGAAAGGUGGGAGGCCCAGCCCUGGAGGAGCUAUGGGUAAGGCAGGGAGAGUUACCUUCCACCGUGAGGCCACCCCGGGCCUGGAGAAGCUGCAGGUCCCUGCUCUGCAGAAGAGCCUUUGAGUUGGGUGGGCCUGUCUCCCAGCUACGGCAGCUCUUCAGAAGGACACAUGACUGGUUUGUGCGCCCAUUGCCUGCUCCGUCUCCAUUGGUCUCUUUGUCUCUUUCUUUUCACAUUCGUGCACAUAAAAUAUACUGGUGUUUGUGUUCCAGGA
This is a messenger RNA of Camelus dromedarius (Arabian camel), 4414 nucleotides long. RefSeq names its product transmembrane protein 229B (gene TMEM229B). The transcript has 2 exons. The record is from RefSeq and is a predicted model, not a curated record. The coding region runs from base 636 to 1214 and encodes 192 amino acids. Lineage: Eukaryota; Metazoa; Chordata; Mammalia; Artiodactyla; Camelidae.